Molecule: messenger RNA, 842 nt
Organism: Verticillium alfalfae VaMs.102
Lineage: Eukaryota; Fungi; Ascomycota; Sordariomycetes; Glomerellales; Plectosphaerellaceae
Product: glutaminase
Exons: 1
Coding region: 81-842 (253 amino acids)
Biological process (GO): L-glutamine catabolic process
Molecular function (GO): glutaminase activity
Source: RefSeq, a predicted model, not a curated record
GGCGGUCAAGGGCUACAUCCGGCAGUGCGCCAUCAACGUCAACGUGCGCGACCUCGCCAUGAUGGCGGCGACGCUCUGCAAUGCCGGCCUGCACCCCGUGUCGGGCGAGCGCGUCAUCCACCAGGCCCAGCGUGCGGCAGGUGCUCUCCGUCAUGACAACGUGCGGCAUGUACGACGCCGCCGGCGACUGGGUGUCCAACGUCGGCAUCCCCGCCAAGAGCGGCGUCGCCGGCGGCAUCAUCGGCGCGCUGCCGGGCCAGGUCGGCAUCGCCGCCUUCUCGCCCAAGCUCGACGCCCGCGGCAACAGCGUCCGCGGCGUCGUCAUCUGCGAGCAGCUCUCGCGCGACAUGGGCCUGCACAUGAUGGACGUCAGCCAGAUCGCCAUGUCCACCGUCCAGACCUCCGUCGCCACCAUCGUCGCCGGCGUCCACGAGCCCCACAACAGGAACUGCCAGCGCGAGGUCAUCGUCUUCAAGCUGCGCGGCGCCGUGCGCUUUCCCGGCUCCGAACGCCUCACGCGCGCCGUCGCCCGCGAGCUCGGCCGCCCGAACCCCGACGAUCCCGGCUCCGGCCUGCACGGCGAUGCCUGCGCCGUCAUCUUCUCGUUCCGCGAGGUCUACUCCCUCAACCACGUGGCGCGGCGCAUCAUCCACGAGGACAUUAGCCGCCUGAUCCUCGAGGAGAAGAUCGUCGUCGUCAUCGACCCCUCGGGCGUGCUGCAGUGGAACCACGACGAAGCCGAGAACGAUCGGCAUCCGAAGGUCGUCAGGAACGAGACAGAGGCCCGGGACUUCAUCGGAGGCACCGGCUGCAAGGCAGUCUCUACUGAUGAUGGCUGGUGA